AUGGAUCCAAACCAAAAAGUAUCUAUAUCUGACCCGGGUUCAAAUGUGCUAGGGUUUUUGCUCUGUUGCAGUGGCGCUCUAUUCUUUGGGUCGUCGCCACUGCGACGUCUGCUUCAUCGAAGCGCGCCUCCAGCGUGGCCCCUCGUGACAAGAGCGCGGCCCGCUAUUGAAGCACUGCAUGUCGACGAGGCAGUUGCUGGGAGAGUGAGAGAGUAUCGGUGCUCUGACCAGCAUCCGCUUUGUUGCCUAGCAGCAUCGUCGACAAGCCAUCGCUUUGGCUCCUUGUCGCCAACCGCGCGACUCUCGCUUGCUAAGAAACAGCAGCUGCAAUUCUCGGAGUUCCAACACGCGCGCCUCCCCCUCUGUCAUCGACGAGGAUGGCCCACGGUCAUGCAAACGACUUCCGACGCUGGUUUUCUUUGUUGCAGCGAAAAUGAUUUGAUACUUUUCAAUCGGUGGCGGUGGGCAGUCGGGGAUAGUAUUCUGGCGAGCUCCGAGCAGCACCUCUUGUUGUCUCCGUUCAUAUACAUUGUUGGAAGGGUCGUUGUCGGAUUUGUCCAAACUAGAGCCGCUUGAAGGGAUGAACUAUAAGCGUUGGUCUCAAAAGCUUAUGAUUUUUUUCGAAUAGCUCGAAGUCAACCAUGUCCUCUUCAACAACUUCUCGUCGUCAGACUCUGUGUCGGGUUCUGGCACGCACAACCAAUACGCUGAAAGAACCAUCUGUGACAGCAUCUCCGCUGUCUCCGUUCAUAUACAUUUCAAUGCUUUCUGCAAUUAAAUCUACUAUGAUAUCCACGUAUAUUGUAGAUUGUAUGCUUUCUGCAAUUAAAUCUACUAUGAUAUCCACAUGUAUUGUAGAUUGGAUGCUUGGUGCAUAUUAUAACUUAAUUGUUGUGUAAAAGUGUAGUAAUUUCUGCAG
This is a messenger RNA of Salvia miltiorrhiza (redroot sage), 919 nucleotides long. RefSeq lists its product as uncharacterized. The record is from RefSeq and is a predicted model, not a curated record. Bases 1 to 576 code for a protein of 191 amino acids. The transcript is spliced from 3 exons. Lineage: Eukaryota; Viridiplantae; Streptophyta; Magnoliopsida; Lamiales; Lamiaceae.